Molecule: messenger RNA, 867 nt
Organism: Exophiala dermatitidis NIH/UT8656
Lineage: Eukaryota; Fungi; Ascomycota; Eurotiomycetes; Chaetothyriales; Herpotrichiellaceae
Product: pyrroline-5-carboxylate reductase
Exons: 2
Coding region: 1-867 (288 amino acids)
Biological process (GO): L-proline biosynthetic process
Molecular function (GO): pyrroline-5-carboxylate reductase activity
Source: RefSeq, a predicted model, not a curated record
AUGCCUGCCCAACCAAGCCCCAAGAAACUCCAUGUCGCCAUCCUCGGCUGCGGCUUCAUGGGAACGGCGCUGUUAUCGGGUAUGCUUUCAAAGGUGAAAAACACGCAACACGAUGUUACAUUCUCCGUCACCGCGCCCUCACGUGCAUCGCUGGAGCGACUGCACCGACACUUUGACGCGCAGCGAGGUAGCGUAGAUGUCAUUACGACAGACAACGUUGCCGCUGCUCGCGGGGCCCAGGUAAUCAUUCUCGGAUUCCAGCCACAGCAGCUAUCGCAGGUCUUCAGUUCGCCGGAGCUGAUUGAGGCGGUUACUGGGAAGCUGAUCAUUUCCAUGCUCGCUGGAGUGUCGACAGCCGAGCUGAUCAACAAAGUCCACAAUGAUCCGGAGUCGACCACACCCCACCGCAUCGCCCGUGUGAUUCCCAGCAUCGGCGCUCAGGUGAAUGAGUCGGCGACUUUAAUUGCAUCCGACACCAAUCUCUCGGCAGACGACCAGGACCUGGUUGCGUGGCUAUUUGAGCUGGUAGGCUCGACGCAGCUCGUGCCGGAGAAUCUUCUCAACACUGUCACCGCCGUCAGUGCUGCGACUCAUGCUCUGGCCGUGGUGGCCGUGGACGCGAUUGUGGACGCCAGUGUUGCUGAAGGCGUUGCACGCCCGGCAGCCCAGGCAGUGGCGGCCCAGUGCCUCCGUAGCGCUUCCACGUUGCUGCAAGGCCCCAUGACGAUAGAAUCCCUCAAGGAGUCAAUGUCGGUGGCGCGAGGAAUCACGAUCAACGCUCUCUUACAAUUGGACAGGGGCCAUGUUAGGGCUGGGAUUUCCGAUGCCGUUCGACAUGCGGUGCGAUACGCCGAGAACAUGUCAUGA